Ipomoea triloba (trilobed morning glory) is the source of this 318-nucleotide messenger RNA. RefSeq lists its product as uncharacterized. The coding region runs from base 1 to 318 and encodes 105 amino acids. NCBI's taxonomy places the organism in Eukaryota, Viridiplantae, Streptophyta, Magnoliopsida, Solanales, Convolvulaceae. The transcript has a single exon. The record is from RefSeq and is a predicted model, not a curated record.
AUGGAAAUCUCUGAAAAGAUCGUGAAGUUCAAAAUCCCUAUCUUAUUCCUAGCCGCCUUCUCUCUGAUCAUCUUCUCCGUCGUCUAUGUCGCCCCCAAAUUUCUCGACAUCCUCAAGUAUUUCUGGCCUCUUCUGCUCUCCACCGCUCUCUUCCUGGCCACCGUCGCCGCUUUCAGCCGGAUUACGCCGCCCGUUCCCGAGGAAUCCGGCGAAGGAAUCCUGGAUUACGUGGCUGGCCAGCACGAGCAUGAAGACCUGCUUCCCCCUGUGCUCCGUGCAGAGAGUGUCGAAGAAGAGGAAGAGGGAAACAAGGAGUGA